AUGGAAGGGCAGCGUGUGGUCGCGAUCGGCGGCGCGGGCGAGGGCGGCGGCCGUGCGGGCGGCGGGGGGCGCGGCAAGCGUCCGCGCUCCGGGCGGCCCCGCAGCGGGCGCGGCGGGCGCGGCGGGCGCGGGGGGCGCGGCGACCAGGACGACGGCCCCGCGCGGCGCCGCAUGCACACCGGGCCCUCGCCGUAUCCGCUGCAGGGGGGCAGCAGCGACGAGCCUCCAGGGUUCGCGCCCGCGCCGGCGCCGGCGCCCGUGCUGGCGGGCGCGGUCAAGGACUACAUGACGAACCAGCUGUUCGACGAGCUGCCGAUCUCGGCGCACACGAAGCGCGCGAUCCGGGAGAUUCUGGGCUAUGCAACCAUGACGACCGUGCAGGCCGCGUCUAUCCCCGCCGCGCGCACGGGGGGCGACAUCCUGGCCCAGGCCAAGACCGGCACGGGCAAGACGCUGGGGUUCCUGAUUCCCGCGAUUGAGCAGAUGCUGGCCGCGGGCUUCCGGCCCGGCGCGGCAAAGACCGUUCCGAUCCUGGUGCUGUCGCCCACCAGGGAGCUCGCCGCUCAGACCCGCGAGGAGGCCCGCAAGCUCCUGCACUUCCACCGCUGGCGCACGGACCAGGUCGUCGGCGGCACGAACAUGCGCUCGGAGACGAACCGCCUCGCGAACGGCGUGGAGGUGCUCGUCGCGACCCCCGGCCGCCUCCAGGACCACAUCGACAACACGCCGGGCUUCGCGCAGAUGCUCCAGGGCGUCACCGUCCUCGUCCUCGACGAAGCCGACCAGCUCCUCGAGAUGGGCUUCCGCCCCGCCAUCCUCAAGAUCCUCGAGUCGCUCCCGCCGCGCGAGCGCCGGCAGACGCUGCUCUUCUCCGCGACGGUCCCCAAGGACGUGCACCACGUCGCGAAGCUCGCGAUGCGCCCGGGCUACCAGUUCAUCAACACGAUUCCCGAGGGCGAGGUGCAGACGCACGAGAGCGUGGCGCAGAGCAUGCUCGAGGUUCCGAUGGAGGGGCAGGCCGCGGCGCUGGUCGGGAUCCUCCGCGCCGAGGCCGCGCAGCCGGGGCACAAGGUCCUCGUGUUCUUCGUCGCCGCGAAGGUCACGGCGUACAUGGCGGCGCUGUGCCGCGAGGCGGGGCUCGAGGUGCUGGAGAUCCACUCGCGGAUGUCGCAGGCGCAGCGCACCAAGGUGUCGGACGCGUUCCGCGCCGGCACGAACUGCAUCCUCUUCUCGUCGGACGUCUCGGCGCGCGGGGUCGACUACCCCGACGUGUCGUUGGUGCUCCAGGUCGGACUGACGACGCGCGAGCAGUACAUCCACCGCCUCGGGCGCACGGCGCGCGGCAGCACGGGCGUCGAGGGCCGCGGGCUGCUCCUCGUCGCGCCGUUCGAGGCGAACCCGAUGCGCCGGGAGCUCCGCACGCUGUCGAUCACCAACGCCGACGGCGACGUGGCCGCUAGCAUCGCGGCGCUGCGGCCCGAGCAGGACCCGCUGCUGUCGCGCGCGCUGCGCGCCAGCCGCGGGGACGUCGCGCGCCUCAAGAGCCAGGCGUACCAGGCCUGGCUGGGGUACUAUAAUGGCAACCUGAAGAGGCUUGGGUGGUCCAAGGAGGACCUGGUGGACGCGGCGACGCACUGGGCGCGCGUGAACUGCGGGCUGACGGCGGAGGGGCAGCCGCCGCCGCUGCAGGCGAAGACGGUCGGGAAGAUGGGGCUGAAGGGGGUGGGGGGACUCAACGUGGAGCGCGGGGGGGGUGGCGGCGGCGGGCGCGGGGGUGGCGGCGGCGGGCGCGGCCGGGGCCGCGGCGGCCGUGGCGGCGAUGGAGGCGGGUACUAG
Molecule: messenger RNA, 1836 nt
Organism: Pedinophyceae sp. YPF-701
Lineage: Eukaryota; Viridiplantae; Chlorophyta; Pedinophyceae
Source: the annotation of a GenBank genome assembly